AUGGCAGACGCAGAAACUGAAGCAGAGAAAAUGGACAUCGACAACCCCGAGAUCAUCUCUGCAAAUCUCCCCGAAGAACUUAUCAGAGAGAUCCUUCUGAGGCUGCCGGCGAGAUCCCUUCUGAGGUUCAGGUGCGUCUCAAAAUCCUGGCUUUCUCUGAUUUCGAAUUACAAUUUCGUCAAGGCCCACACUCAAUUUUCGACGGAGAGCAGUACAAAAUCAGGCGAACAACUUAUCUUUGGCUCCAAAGGCCUACCUCCGGUUUUGUACUCUUGCUCAAUUCACUCUAUUAUCGAGGGUAGUUCAGAUUUCGUUGGUCAGAUCUACCCUGCAGCUCAAGGCAAUUUGCCAUUCGAACGGGUUGAGCUUAAUUUCCCCUUUACCGAACGGCACGACGUGCUGCAGCUUGUGGGAUCCUGUAAUGGGUUGGUCUGCGUUAGGUUUUCGCCCAACACCACCAUUUUGUGGAACCCCACGACAAGGAAAUUCAAAAAAUUACCCGAACCGGGCAUAUGUCAGCUCCAUUGGGGUUACGAAUACUACAGCACGGCAUUAGCUUUCGGUUAUGACGAACUUCACGAUGAUUAUAAGGUGGUUGAGUUUCUGGGUAAUCUGGAUUGUGAUGAGCUCGACGAUUGUGAGAAUCGAGUAAUGGUUUACAGCCUUAGAGCUAACUCUUGGAAGCUAUUGUCCAACUGGCCGGGUGGUGGUGAUGUAUUUGGUGGGCUCGGCCAGUUUCUAAAUGGAGCAAUCCAUUGGAGUGUGGUGGACCCCAACCGGCCUGAUGUAUGGGUUAUUGUUUCUCACGAUCUUGCUACGGAUACUGUCGUCGAGUUCCCUUCACCUAUUCUUGAUAGUAAUAAUGUCAAGGUCAGGGUUAAAAUAUUAAAUGGUUUUCUUGCUUUGCAUUGCGAGCAUAAGUUUUGCGUGGAUAUUUGGGUGAUGAGAGAGUAUGGUGUGAGAGAAUCAUGGACUAAAUUGGUCAGCAUCCCGUUUCUUGAUAUGAAUCGACGCAGAUUCUUCAGGCCCCGCCUGUUGUUUUUCUCAGCGGACCAUAAGGUUUUAAUUAACAGUGGGGUUAAUUUGGGCGUAUAUGAUUUAAACGAGCCACAUUGGCAUUACAUUAACAGUUCUGUAAAUUCCAUCUCGGUCGAGGCCAUAACCUAUACCGAAAGUCUAGUUUCUCCCAGACUUGACGAACACGUAUUUAUCAUUUGUUGUGAACUGCCCCUACGAAUCAGGACAGAUAUCCUCUUGAGAUUGCCGGUCAAGUCCCUCCUCUGUUUCAAAUCCGUCUCUAAAGAUUGGCAUUCAUUGAUAUCUAGCCCCGAUUUUGUAAAGGCCCACCUCAGAAUGAACCGGGAAGAAAAGCUCAUGUACAGCUCUCGAGUUACAACCCAUCUGAACUUGUACACUUGUUCUAUCAAUUCCUUGAUUGAGGGUGAUCUGAUUGUGAACCCCUGGACCGAUCCUAUUCAUUCGUUAAUAACUUUUGAUUCUCUUCCUGUGAGGCCAAACACGAAGAUAAACUUCGUGGGGUCUUGUGACGGUUUGGUCUGUUUGUCUUUGGACCGAAACACUGUUGCCGUAGUGAAUCCGGCCACUAGAGUUUCUCGCAUACUACCUGCCUCCGGCUCGAGUAGUUUCUAUUACAAACCUGAGUUUUAUGCCCUUUCGUAUUCUUUCGGUUAUGACGAGGCGCACGACGAUUAUAAGGUGCUCGAGCUCGUGACCUUCACGAAUGAGGCAUUUGGGUACAAGACUCGAUUUAAGAUUUACAGCACAAGGGCCAAUUCUUGGAGGAAGUUGUCGGAUUGGGAGGGUAAAUACGGUUAUUUCGGGCCGGGCGUGUGUCUAAACGGGUCGAUUCAUCAUGGUUAUUUCCGGCCUGGUGUGUUUCUAAACGGGUCGAUCCAUUGGCCAGUGGAAGUGAGAGGUAAAUGGGUUAUUCUAACCUUUGAUCUCAGCACAGAUACAUUUCUUCAAUCUGAACCUCUCCCGGAGAAUCUUGAUCAAGAUAAUGAAGCCAUGAUACUACUAGAUGUAGGCAUUUUAAGCGGCUGCCUUGCUGUGUAUUGCAAGCGAAAUACAGGCAUGGAUUUGUGGGUGAAGAAGAGGGAAUUAUGGACUCGUGUGGUUCGAAUACCGUAUUUUGAGGAGCUUCCGGAUCCUGAACGUUUUUCGAGUCGUGCCCUUUUCAUGUCGUUUGAUGGUAAGAAGAUAUUGAUGAACUACGGGCAGAGUUUGGAGAUUCAUAAUUUGAGCUACCCUUUGGCACAACAGUUUGUUGUGGGCUCGAUAGUUGAUGGGUCGGCCUAUGUGGAAAGCCUAGUUUCACCUUACUAUGGAUGA
Striga hermonthica is the source of this 2352-nucleotide messenger RNA. The record is from the annotation of a GenBank genome assembly. Lineage: Eukaryota; Viridiplantae; Streptophyta; Magnoliopsida; Lamiales; Orobanchaceae.